AUGUCCUGUUGGAGACAGUUGAACAUCGGUGUCGUUGGUGGCGGCAUCGGCGGCAUGUCCGUGGCCGUGGCUCUGCGUCGAGCAGGCCACAACGUGACGAUGUAUGAAAAAUCCGAUUUUGCCGGUGAAGUCGGUGCUUCCGUGUCUUGCGCAGCCAACGGGACUCGCUGGCUACACGAGUGGGGAGUUGAUGUCGCCAAAGGUGAUCCGGUCGUCUUGAAGAAGCUCAUAAACCGUGAUUGGAAGACCGGUGAGCCCGUCAGUGUGUAUGACUUGACUGAUUAUGAGAAACGAUGGGGAUACGUCUACAAUAUGUUCCACCGGCAGUAUAUGCACGCCAUGCUGAAGGACUCGGCGAUGGGAGAGGGUGAAGGAAUCCCGGCGAAGCUGGUUGUGAACUACCGCGUAAGUGUCUCCUGA
Molecule: messenger RNA, 420 nt
Organism: Penicillium atrosanguineum
Lineage: Eukaryota; Fungi; Ascomycota; Eurotiomycetes; Eurotiales; Aspergillaceae
Exons: 1
Coding region: 1-420 (139 amino acids)
Molecular function (GO): monooxygenase activity
Source: RefSeq, a predicted model, not a curated record